AUGGCGGAAAAUAGAGAUUGGAUGUAUAAUGCUCCUAGAGUGAGUGUGGAGUUCAUUAAUAAUGUCAAUGAAUUUCUUGAGAGAGCAUUUGCUAAUGGAGCAGUAGGGGAUGAAAUAUGUUUCCCUUGUCACAUUUGCUGUAAUCGUUUUUGGUAUAGUCGUGAUGUUGUUUAUGAACACCUUAUUGUCAAAGGAUUUGUAGAGAAUUAUUAUGAUUGGUUCUUUCACGGAGAGGGUGUGUCAUCAAGGAUGGAUGUUGAUGACAAUAAUGAAGAAGUUGAUGAUGUUGCUGAUGAUGCUCAAGACAACCUGGAUGGGUUAUUGCAUGAUGUAUUUAGAGAUGUAGCAGAAGAGUCUCCUGUGAACCAAGAAGAUGACCUAAGUGACCAUGAAGAAAGGUUAACUAAGGAGGCAAAGAAAUUUUAUAAGUUAGUUGAUGAAGGUAAGCAACAGUUGUUUCCGGGGUGUAAAACUUUUUCCAAACUCUCUUUUAUCACCUGGUUGUAUCUUCACAAGUGCAUCCAUGGCCUAAGCAACGAGGCAUUUGAUGAUUAUCUAGCCAUAUGGAGAGAGGCAAUUCCUAAAAUAGAUCUACCAAAGUCUUAUUAUGAGGCCAAAAGAAUUGUGAAGGAUUUGGGCCUUGAUUACAAGCAGAUACAUGCUUGCCCUAAUGAUUGCAUGCUUUACCAUAGAGAAGAUGGAGAAAAAGUUGCUUGCAGUAAAUGUGGUGAAAGUAGAUGGAUGGCAAAUAAGCAGGGUGUUCCAGCCAAGGUUUUAAGGUAUUUUUCCUUAAAACCUAGAGUUCAAAGACUAUUCAUGUGUUCUCAGACAGCUGAAUCCAUGAGCUGGCAUGCAAAAGAGCGCCUCCAGGAUGGGAAACUAAGGCACCCAGCAGAUUAUAAAGCAUGGAAGGAUUUUGAUUCCAAUCAUGUUGAUUUUGCACUAGACCCUCGUAAUGUGAGGCUGGGCUUGGCUAGUGACGGGUUUAAUCCAUUUUGGACUAUGAGCAUUUCGCAUAGCACAUGGCCGGUGAUCUUGAUAAAUUAUAAUUUACCACCCUGGAUGUCUCUAAAGCCAGAAUAUUUCAUGUUGUCUUUGCUUAUUCCAGGGCCUCAGUCCCCUGGGAAUAAUAUUGAUGUUUACUUGCAACCGUUGAUUGAUGACUUGAAAGAGUUAUGGGAAGUCGGGUUGCUUACUUAUGAUGCUUCAAGAAAACAACCAUUUUAUGAAAAGGAAUUGAACCGGCCUCCAACAGAUGCAGAAGUAUUUCUAGAGACUAGUAAAAAGAAGAAAAAAGCACAACCAGAAAAAACACUAGAAAUAAUUGAUACAUUGGAACAACUAACUCAGAAGCUAACUCAGGAACAAACUGAAGGAGAAAAUGUAGAUGCAUGA
Messenger RNA from Asparagus officinalis (garden asparagus), 1395 nucleotides. RefSeq lists its product as uncharacterized. Bases 1 to 1395 code for a protein of 464 amino acids. The transcript is spliced from 2 exons. NCBI's taxonomy places the organism in Eukaryota, Viridiplantae, Streptophyta, Magnoliopsida, Asparagales, Asparagaceae. The record is from RefSeq and is a predicted model, not a curated record.